Messenger RNA from Heterostelium album PN500, 636 nucleotides. RefSeq lists its product as uncharacterized. NCBI's taxonomy places the organism in Eukaryota, Evosea, Eumycetozoa, Acytosteliales, Acytosteliaceae. The coding region runs from base 1 to 636 and encodes 211 amino acids. The transcript is spliced from 4 exons. The record is from RefSeq and is a predicted model, not a curated record.
AUGAAACUUCUAAUAUUUCUAUUAUUUAUCUCUUCAAUAACAAUAUCUCUUUCAUGCGAUUUCAACAAUUACAACGGUGAGUGGCUUUGCCUACCUUGUGGCGGUAUAUACUCUUGCACAGGCUCAGGUACAUGUUUUGCCAACCCCAGUGACAUUUCAUCACAAUGCAAGCUUCCGUCAGAUGCCUCCGACUGGAUGUGCUGCCAAUCAGAUACUUGUUCGAUUUCUGGAACAGGUUUAUGUACCUAUACUCCACCAACGACAUCAACAUCAACGUCAACAGAAGAACCUAGUUGUGAUCAUAUACAAUGUCCAUUUUAUCAAAGUUGUCAAUGUGUCUGCGUUGGUUGUAGUGGAGUAGGACUUGGCUGCUUUGAGUGCAAGACUCAAUCUUGGUUUAUUGCUCUUAUGGAGGUGAUAUCAUCUCAUCCAAAUCAAAGUAUGGCAAAGGAUAGAAUAAGAUCGAGUAAACAGCGUGAAAUGACAAAAGAAGCCUUUAUCAACCUGAACGAAGAUGAUGUCAUUGCAGUUGACGGUGUUAGUGUAGUUGAUAUUGUUAGUAAUAAUGAGAACAAUAUUAAUCCAAGAGCAGAGGUAAACCAAUUGGUUGAUAAUUCUCUUGCUUUUAUCAAUUGA